This is a messenger RNA of Iphiclides podalirius (scarce swallowtail), 270 nucleotides long. The record is from the annotation of a GenBank genome assembly. NCBI's taxonomy places the organism in Eukaryota, Metazoa, Arthropoda, Insecta, Lepidoptera, Papilionidae.
AUGCUUGAAAAUUUUGAAGAAAUUAUCAAACUCGCAAAAGGUGAAAAUGAUUCACAGCUAAAUCGAAUGACUCAGAUUGAACAAGACACAUUUGAGAUGCAAGUAAGGGCAGCAAACAUAGUGAGAGCUGGGGAAUCCCUUAUGAAGCUGGUUUCCGACAUAAAGCAAUAUUUGAUUUUAAAUGACUUUCCAUCAGUUAAUGAAGCUAUUACCCAAAAUUCAAAACUUUUUCGCACUAAACAACAAGAAUUAUUUGAAAAGUUCGAAAUG